Helianthus annuus (common sunflower) is the source of this 2372-nucleotide messenger RNA. RefSeq names its product polyadenylate-binding protein-interacting protein 7. The record is from RefSeq and is a predicted model, not a curated record. NCBI's taxonomy places the organism in Eukaryota, Viridiplantae, Streptophyta, Magnoliopsida, Asterales, Asteraceae. Bases 284 to 1933 code for a protein of 549 amino acids. The transcript has 6 exons.
ACCUCCAAAGAGUGACCAAGGGUCAGGAACAAGAAAACAAUGUGCAAGUGGUUCGGUGUCAACGUGUACACGGAUAGAUUCAUCACUCUCCUCAACCCUUUCUUCUAACACAUUCAUCCUCAUUUCUUGCUGUACUUUAUCCCCAAUGGAUCCAUUUUCUACGGUUUCCUUCAUCCUAGAGCUUCGAAAAGGAUACGGGUAAUGCGACCCGCAAUUCGAAGGUUAAAUCUAUAGUUCUAUUACAUGCCAAUAAAUUACUUUUAAUUUCAUAGCGUAAAGAAGAAUGAGCCUGGUCAAUAGAGGGGUUUCCGCCAUCGACAAAACACUUACCACAACAACAACCGGAAAGGCAAAAAGUUUAAAUCCAGAUGCUGCAGAAUUCGUCCCGUUCGCUUUACGAUCACCUUCCGGAAACACAAAUGCUGCGAACACAUCGUCAAGUUUUAGCAAGUUCGGAGGUUCAACACAAGGGAAGUCAAUACUAGAUAGGCAAGAAUCGUCUGCGUCAAAUAAUUCAGAUGACACGGCCCACCAGUUCUGGCGGGACCAACUACCUGAUGACAUCACUCCCGACUUUAACAUUGUGGGAGAAGAAGAAUCACAAGGAAUCAACAGUCUUCCUUUUUCGAAUUUAUCGUUAACCGAUGUCAACGGGAACCCAAGGUUAUCCUCUUAUCAAAUCAACGGUAGCGGUUAUACUGAGAAGAAAAGAUAUCUUCCAUCGUAUGGAGAAAAUAAGCCAUGGGAUAUGCACGGUGAUCAGUUGGUUACUGGUUUAGACGAGCUUUAUUACAACGGUGAUGUUGGGCAAGGAUACGUAGAUGACGUGCUUAACGAACAGCAGAUGGAGGGUAUGGAAGUAAAUUCACUUGAGUUUUUGGCUUCUCAGUUUCCAGGGUUUGCGGCUGAAAGUCUUGCUGAGGUUUAUUAUGCAAAUGGGUGCGACUUGAAUUUGACGAUUGAGAUGCUUACUCAGCUUGAGCUUCAGGUAGAUAACGGUCUGAACCAGAAUCUAAAUUCCAAGGCGUUAUCAGCUUCAGCUCCGAAUCUCAGUGCUAUGGAUUUCCCCGCACUUUCUCCUACCGAUAAUCAUAAUAACGUGGCAACGUUUUCCAGACACAAUCAGCAGCAGAAUAUUAAUGAUUAUCGUUCUUUGGAGAAAGAAUUACUCAUGUUUAAAUCUUCCUCAACCGCUCCAUCUUUAGGCGCUACAGAUUUUGCUGCUGCGGUUAGAAAAAUGGCGUCGCAAGACUCGAGCAUAUGGAAGUACGAUAAAAACCCUUCUCCGAACUCCUUUACUGGAUCUAGUAGAAGUUCUCAUAGCUUAGCUGGCGGGCAUGGAAGAAGUGGCAGUUAUGGGGAUCGGUUGGUUAAUGUUAAUCGGAGUUCAACACGUUCGGCUCCUGUCUGGCUUGAAACUGGUGAAGCAGUCGCAAAUAUGUAUUCGGAAAUGCGGGGCGAAGCUCGUGAUCAUGCGCGUCUACGCAACGCGUAUUUUGAACAGGCCCGGCAGGCUUACCUUGUCGGCAACAAGGCUUUAGCUAAGGAACUGAGUCUAAAAGGGCAAUUACACAACAUGCAAAUGAAGGCUGCUCAUGAAAAGGCUCAAGAGUCUAUUUACUUUCAGAGGAACCCAGCAAGUCUAGAUAUGCAAGGAAACGGAAGAGGACAAGAAAGGAUGAUCGAUCUGCACGGGCUACAUGUGAGUGAAGCGCUUCAUGUCCUAAAACGAGAUCUCACCACACUAAGAAACAUCGCCAGGUCAGCAGGGCAGCGGAUGCAAGUCUACAUAUGUGUUGGAACAGGCCACCACACAAAAGGGACCCGCACUCCAGCUAGGCUCCCAGUUGCUGUUCAAAGAUACCUCCUGGAGGAAGAAGGGCUCGACUACUCUGAACCCCAGCCCGGACUUCUACGGGUUGUGCUAUAUUGAUAAAAAAAAUCUUGGAAGUAUACGCGCUUUUUGACACCACAAAAAAAAAAAAAAAUAAAAAAAAAAAUAACCCGUUUUAAAAAAAAAAAUCAAGGUUUAUGAAAAAGGAGCGAAAAAAUGAAAUUGUUGUAGGUGUACAUGGUGGAAGUAAGGGCUAUGAGAUAGAUUAGUGUAUCUGUGUGUAUUAUAAAGGUGUAAUCAUCCAACAACAGAAUUACCUUUUGGUAGGGAGGUUUUUGAUCAGUCACAAACAUCAGUGACUUGUAUUUUUUUUUUUUUUUUUUUGGCUGUAGGUGUAGAAGUGUAAUAGAUUGUUUGAUGUGAUACUGUAAAAUGUGAUGCAAAUUACAUAAACUUGUCGAUCAUCAAAUCUCGUGAUGUUGUCGAUUUGAACUGCAACCAAUGUUCUUGAUGGAAGGUAUUGGGCCUUAAAAGAGUA